AUGGACGACUGUGAGCCCUUCUUGCCGGCGAAGAUCGAAUCGUCAGCAGACGACGACCGCUACCGUUCUCUUACCUGGCUUCUCCCUCGACGCCGCGCAACUGAUCGAAUUCUCAAGUCGUCAAUCGUAUCUCACCUGGCAGUUUUCAUAGCCACCACGCUUCUCUGGGGAGGCAUCUUCCUUCUCACUGCACACUUCUCCCCCGCGGCGUUGCACCCCAACGGCGAGCCAUCUUCCUCGAACAACGUCGUGUUGGAAACCUCCCCAGCCGCCGCCACCGCACCACACACCAACCACGUCGGGAAGCUGCUGUCCAACGAGAUCGAUUACCUGACAUGCGGCGUCACGCGGGACGAGGCCCGCACGCGCGGCUGCAUCUACGACACACUCAGCAACGCGUGGAUCCCCGGCGAAUGCCGCGACGACUUCUCAAUCAUAGAGUACGAGCUGGAUGGGUCGUGGUACCCGUUCGCGGACGUGAACCGGACGCAGCCGCUGCGCAAGGACGAGCUAGGCGACCUGGACUUCUACUACACGUCGCUGCGCGACCACAUCGUGCACUGCGCCGCGCUGUGGCGGCGCCAGUUCCGUGCCUGGUCCGAGGGCUGGCGUUACCUCGACGACGUCCUCGUCGACCCCGUCCACACCAUGCACUGCUCCAAGUACCUGGUCGACUGGACGGACAAGUUUGAGAACGAAUAUCGUACCACGGCCAUCAAGGUGCAGGUCGGCCACGUGGGAUGUCAUGUAUUGGCUUGA
Fonsecaea erecta is the source of this 759-nucleotide messenger RNA. RefSeq lists its product as hypothetical. The record is from RefSeq and is a predicted model, not a curated record. Bases 1 to 759 code for a protein of 252 amino acids. The transcript has a single exon. NCBI's taxonomy places the organism in Eukaryota, Fungi, Ascomycota, Eurotiomycetes, Chaetothyriales, Herpotrichiellaceae.